Colletotrichum chrysophilum is the source of this 1092-nucleotide messenger RNA. RefSeq lists its product as uncharacterized. Gene Ontology annotation, biological process: Arp2/3 complex-mediated actin nucleation. The transcript has 3 exons. Lineage: Eukaryota; Fungi; Ascomycota; Sordariomycetes; Glomerellales; Glomerellaceae. Bases 1 to 1092 code for a protein of 363 amino acids. Gene Ontology annotation, cellular component: Arp2/3 protein complex; actin cytoskeleton. The record is from RefSeq and is a predicted model, not a curated record. Gene Ontology annotation, molecular function: actin filament binding.
AUGGCGCCCCCUCAAGUCCACCACCUCUUCCACGCCCCCAUCGCGGACCACUCGUUCUCAGCCGACCGCGAGACGCUGGCCAUCGCUCGCGAUUCCACCAUUGAGCUUUAUGGACACGCCGGCAACUCCUUCAAGCUCAAGGACGAGCUGAAGGGGCAUGACAAGACCGUCACCAGUGUCGACAUUGCUCCCAACAGCGGUCGCAUUGUCUCCUGCUCCCAGGACCGUAACGCCCUUGUGUGGGAGCCCUCGCCGAACGGAUACAAGCCCACUCUCGUCCUGCUCCGCAUCAGCCGCGCCGCUACCUUUGUGCGCUGGUCGCCGUCCGAGACCAAGUUCGCUGUCGGUUCAGGUGACCGCGUUAUCGCCAUCUGCUACUUCGAGGAGGAAAACGACUGGUGGGUUUCCAAGCACUUGAAGAAGCCCAUCCGCAGCACCAUCACGUCUGUCGCGUGGCACCCCAACUCCGUCCUUCUCGCCGCCGGAUCUACCGAUGCCCACGCCAGAGUCCUCUCCAGCUUCAUCAAGGGCGUCGACCAGCGCCCGGAACCCACCGCCUGGGGUGAGAGGUUGCCCUUCAACACCGUCUGCGGAGAGUACCUGAACAACUCUGCCGGUUGGGUGCACUCCGUUUCCUUCUCGCCCAGCGGAAACGCUCUGGCUUUCGCCGCCCACGACAGCAGCAUCACCGUCGUCUACCCCAGCGCGCCCGAGCAGCCCCCUCGCGCCGUCGUCACCAUCUCUACCCAGCUCCUGCCCUUCAUGAGCCUUAUCUGGAGCAGCGAGGAUGAGAUCAUUGCUGCCGGCUACGACUGCGAGGCGUUCCGCUUCAAGGGCGGUGAGGGCGGCUGGGGCCUGGCCGGAACUCUUGAGUCCAAGGGCCGCCCCGGCCUCGAGGAUGCCCGCGAGGAGUCCGCGCUGAACAUGUUCAGGCAGAUGGAUCUCAAGGGCAAGGUCAAGGAUGAUACCCAACUCAAGACGGUCCACCAGAACACCGUCACCAGAAUCCGUUCGUAUGAGGAGUCAGGCGGCAACGUCACGAAGUUUACUUCUACCGGCGUUGACGGAAGAAUUGUCAUCUGGAGCACUUAG